CAGGUUUGUACCCCCCACAUUCGAGCGGAAAUGGUCAGCCCAGGGUCAGCCAAUCAGAUCUGGACUGAUGGCCUGAUGCCCGUGCGAUAUUCAGGGUCAACGCAGGGUGCAAAGUCUACAUAAAGUCGUGUCCGCAGCUUUCUUCUGACGCCCAUCCCGGUUUCCAGCCCCCCACACCAUGUCCGUCCCGCUGCCAGACUCGGUGCUCCCGAUAAAAUGCCUUAUUGUAGGUGCGAGCUUUGAAGGCCUCAUUGCUGCGUACCUGCUUCACCGCGACGGGCAUCAAGUCACUGUAAUCGACAAAGGGAGUGAAGAUCGCCGGGUCUUUGAGCGUGGGAUACGAAGUCCCCCGAACGUAGCACGCCUCCUGAAUCGGCUGCCAAACAUCCAUUCGGAAGUGAAGCAGCUCACCGCGCCAGGAAUCGAAUUCACGGAAGGUCGCAGUCUCAAUAUAAUCGGCAAAACCGAGUUCUUCGGGUCGAUAAUGCGCGAUUUGGGUUCGAACUUCUACCUGGCCUCGCAUGUCCACAUCAUGCGCUAUUUGCGCCGGCUAUGCCGGGAGGAGAAGGUAGACCUACGUUACCACCAGGAAGUCGUCAGAUUAUCGUCGACGGCAUCCGGCAAACCGGUACUGCACCUGAAGUCUGGGAGGACGAUAGAAGGCGACCUCGUCAUUGGCGCGGACGGCACAAAUGGCAUUUCACGCUCUUUUAUUCCUGUGCACCCGCCACAGCAGCCGAAGGAGGCGUCGGAAGAUGAGGACUCUGACUCAGAUUCUGACGACUCGCAAGAGGAAGACCCGGUAGACAAGCUGAACAAGCUUGGGGUUCGCUCUAUCGUGGGCGCCACAUUUGCAAUCCGGCCUACCGACAUGCGGAAGAACCCCAGAGUUGCGCAGUUGCUGGAGAGCGACUCCAUCAAAGUGUGGAUGGAAUCAAACACUGCUGGCGUCAGCUGCUUGGUACACGAGAAGGACGCGUACAUCUUCACGUUGGGGAAGGUGUACCAGGAAGAUUACGUCGAGACGGGAAUGGAUGUCCGCGAGGAACUCAAGGAGGAACUCGCGAUCUAUCAUCCUGCGAUACAAGAAAUGCUGGACAUGGCGUACGAAUACCGCAAGGAGAUACAGCGCAUGCCGGAGUCCAUGACAAUCGUGGACAAGACGAAAAAGGUUGCUCUCCUCGGCAACGCAGCAUUCCUGUCUCCGUUCUGUGGCGCAUAUAACGACUGCAUACCGUUCGAGAGCGCCUUUACGCUCGCCCGCCUACUCUCGCGCUUACAGAAGCGGUCGGCCCUUCCAACGCUCCUGGACGGCUUCCAGAAGAUCCGUACUUUCCGCAACUUCCAAACCCUCGACUCGGAGGUCUCGGGUACGCGGCUCCUGUCACUGCCCCCUGGCCCCUACCGGACAGGACGCGAUCAGGCGCUCGGCCUCCCGCUCGACCAGGAGGGCGACGAGGCAGCAGAGAUCUGGGCAAAGACGCUCAUGCAGUUCGACUACGACGCGAUCGACGCCGCAGACGAGUGGUGGCUUCAGUGGGGGCAGUUCUUGGUUUAAAUCGGAAGCGUCUAUGUGUACAUAUCUCUCGCAUGCUUUAUCGUCUGGUUCUUUACAUACUAAUAGGGCAGUCUAUAUGUCUAUAGAGACAGAGGGACAUAGUCCGGAUAGAUACUCACGUACAGUAUACCCCAGUCGACGUCGAUUGCAGGUGUGAUCGACUUCAAGCUCCUUUGUUCUUCACGCCCAUCAUCGUUCGGCCCACCGCCUAUUCCUCGCGCCCGUCUGGCGCACUUCCUAUCCUUACGAACAUAUCUACGACGUCGCUCUUUUAUCGAUAAUGUCUCUCAGGUUCAA
Schizophyllum commune H4-8 is the source of this 1855-nucleotide messenger RNA. Its product is annotated as FAD/NAD(P)-binding domain-containing protein. The transcript is spliced from 14 exons. The record is from RefSeq and is a predicted model, not a curated record. Bases 179 to 1558 code for a protein of 459 amino acids. Gene Ontology annotation, biological process: secondary metabolite biosynthetic process. NCBI's taxonomy places the organism in Eukaryota, Fungi, Basidiomycota, Agaricomycetes, Agaricales, Schizophyllaceae. Gene Ontology annotation, molecular function: monooxygenase activity; FAD binding.